ACCUGAGGAAGGACUACGAAUCCCAGCAAGCAGUUCGCAACGCAAGGGCGAAGGAGGAGGAGCCCUUGGCCGUCGGGCCCGGCCGAGCCAGGCAGGGGCAGCACCUGGCACGGCGCCAUGGGGAAGCGCUACUUCUGUGACUACUGCGACCGCUCCUUCCAGGACAACCUCCACAACCGCAAGAAGCACCUGAACGGGCUGCAGCACCUCAAGGCCAAGAAGGCCUGGUACGACAUGUUCCGAGAUGCAGCUGCCAUCUUGCUGGAUGAACAGAACAAGCGGCCCUGCAGGAAGUUUCUGCUGACAGGCCAGUGUGACUUUGGCCCCAACUGCAGAUUUUCCCACAUGUCCGAGCGAGACCUGCAGGAGCUGAGUAUCCAGGUGGAGGAGGAGCGGCGGGCCAGGGAGUGGCCUCUGGACAUCACGGACCUCCCCGAGGGCCGCCUGGAGGACUGGCUGGAGAAGAGAGCCAAGCGGCUGAGCUCGGCCCCGAGCAGCAGGGCUGAACCCACCAGAGCCACCGUCUUCCAGUACCCAGUCGGCUGGCCACCGGUCCAGGAGCUGCCUCCAUCUCUGCGGGCACCCCCGCCCGGGGGGUGGCCCCUGCAGCCCCGCGUCCAGUGGGGCUAGUCCCUCAUGCACCCUGACCCCUCCGGGUCAGCUCCCACGGCAGUCACAGUAAAAACAAGGGCUCCGGCUGGGGACGCUGAGGUCCCUCCUGCCGUGCCCACGGAGCCUCUGCAGCCAUUGGCUUGGCCUGGCCAGUCAGCGCCACCCUCCCUCCCUCAUGGGACAUGUUGACAAGACGGGUGAGGAAACUUCCUGCUGGAUGUUUAUAAACAAAGUGUCACUAUGGCGA
Messenger RNA from Eptesicus fuscus (big brown bat), 859 nucleotides. It is a transcript of the gene ZMAT5, whose product is annotated as zinc finger matrin-type 5. Gene Ontology annotation, cellular component: U12-type spliceosomal complex. Gene Ontology annotation, molecular function: zinc ion binding. Lineage: Eukaryota; Metazoa; Chordata; Mammalia; Chiroptera; Vespertilionidae. The record is from RefSeq and is a predicted model, not a curated record. The coding region runs from base 118 to 630 and encodes 170 amino acids. The transcript has 6 exons.